GCCCAGCCUUCCACGAGGAAGUGGGGACGCGGGGUCCCAGGGUGGGGACCACAGGCACGCUGCAACCCCCUCCUCCGACCUGGGCGCUCUCCCAUCUCGGAAUGCGGGUGAAGGUUCCACAUUCGGGCGCCUCAGGCAUCGGAUUCCGGGCGGGGGCGCGUGCCAGCCGCCAGGAGCCCGGCUGGAGCGCCCGCCCCGCGGCCUCGCCUCCCCGCCGAGCCGCCAGCGCCUCGGGACGCGAUGAGGACCUGGGCUUGCCUGCUGCUCGUCGGCUGCGGAUACCUCGCCCAUGCCCUGGCCGAGGAAGCCGAGAUCCCCCGCGAGGUGAUUGAGAGGCUGGCGCACAGUCAGAUCCACAGCAUCCGGGACCUCCAGCGACUCCUGGAGAUAGACUCCGUAGGGGCCUCGGAUCCUCUGGAAGUGAGUCUGAGAGCCCACGGGGGCCACGCUACCGGGGGCCACGCCACCAAGCAUGCCCCUGAGAAGCAGCCCGUGCCCAUUCGGAGGAAAAGAAGCAUCGAGGAAGCCAUCCCCGCGGUCUGCAAGACCAGGACGGUCAUUUAUGAGAUACCUCGGAGUCAGGUCGACCCCACGUCUGCCAACUUCCUGAUUUGGCCCCCGUGCGUGGAGGUGAAGCGCUGUGCCGGCUGCUGCAACACCAGCAGCGUCAAGUGCCAGCCUUCCCGCAUCCACCACCGCAGCGUCAAGGUGGCCAAGGUGGAAUACAUCAGGAAGAAGCCAAAGUUAAAAGAGGUGCAGGUGCGGCUGGAGGAGCAUCUGGAAUGCACAUGCACGGCCACCGGCCUGAACCCAGGUCACCGGGAGGAGGAGACAGGAAGGCCUAGGGAGUCAGGUAAAAAACGGAAAAGAAAAAGGUUAAAACCCACCUAACACAGCCAACCAGAUGUGAGGUGAGGACGAGCCGGCAGCCCGUUCCCGGGACACGGAUGUACAUGGCGUGUUACAUUCCUGAAGCGACUACAUACGGUGCUUACUGCCAGCGUGUGGUCUUUGUUCUCCUCCGUGAAAAACUGUCUCCACGCACACCCUGGAGAACAAAGAGCCAGUAUACAUUUGUUUAAUGUGACAUCAAAGCAAGUAUUGUAGCACUCGGCAAAAAAAUAAGAAGCUUCCUUGUCAAAAAAAAAAAAGAGAGAAAGAGAGAGCCAACAGAACCACGAAACAUGACAAACAAAACUGACUCACAAAAGUAUCUACACAGUUGUUGGAACGGAGGGACGCCCUGUGGGAUGGACGCGACGCGCCUCCGCGGGCCGGACUUCUGUCCAGGGUGGUCACAGGUGCUUCUGCCCGGGACACAGCGCCUGCUCUCCGGAGGCGUCCAGGCAGGCGCGAGGGGCACGCGGGGCACGCGGGGGCCGGGAGUGUCUCCGACCCGCCAGGGACUUAGAAACACAUCUCCUUGCUAUAGUGUUAAGUCUAUACAGAAACCUUCCCAGAGCCUUAAGUGGAUUUUUUUUUACACCAUAAAGUGAUUAUUAAGCUUUCCUUUUUACUCUUUGGCUAGCAUUUUUUUUUUAAUUGUCUCAUGGAUGACAUUGACCGUUAACACCAGGCUGCUGUAAGUCAGGACAGUGGGCGGUAUUUCUCCUCGCAGGAUGCAAACAAAUGAGAUGUAUUAAAAUAAACAUGGUAUACCCACCUGUGCAUCAUUUCCGAAA
Molecule: messenger RNA, 1682 nt
Organism: Suricata suricatta (meerkat)
Lineage: Eukaryota; Metazoa; Chordata; Mammalia; Carnivora; Herpestidae
Gene: PDGFA
Product: platelet derived growth factor subunit A
Exons: 8
Coding region: 241-891 (216 amino acids)
Biological process (GO): positive regulation of ERK1 and ERK2 cascade; positive regulation of protein autophosphorylation; positive regulation of cell population proliferation
Cellular component (GO): membrane
Molecular function (GO): platelet-derived growth factor receptor binding; growth factor activity
Source: RefSeq, a predicted model, not a curated record